This is a messenger RNA of Thrips palmi, 3042 nucleotides long. Its product is annotated as serine/arginine repetitive matrix protein 1-like. Gene Ontology annotation, biological process: regulation of transcription by RNA polymerase II. The coding region runs from base 1 to 2823 and encodes 940 amino acids. Gene Ontology annotation, cellular component: nucleus. The record is from RefSeq and is a predicted model, not a curated record. Lineage: Eukaryota; Metazoa; Arthropoda; Insecta; Thysanoptera; Thripidae. Gene Ontology annotation, molecular function: DNA-binding transcription factor activity, RNA polymerase II-specific; RNA polymerase II transcription regulatory region sequence-specific DNA binding. The transcript has 3 exons.
AUGGCGCUGCUGGAGCUGGUGCCCCUGCUGGGGGGCGCGGCCGUCCCCAAGCCCGUGGGGUGCCUGGCGUGCGGAGAGCGGCUGCCGUCGGCGCGCGCCCUCGUCACGCACCUGGUGCGCAGGCACUUCCGCGGCUCGCCGUUCCCGUGCCCGUCGUGCGGCGCGGCCGUGCUCACGGUGCGGCAGCUGCAGCACCACCUGCGUCGCCACGCCGGCGAGCGGCUGCACCCGUGCUCGCGGUGCGCGCGGCCCUUCGCCACGGCGUCCAGCCUGCGGCGCCACGAGCGCCUGGGCCGCUGCGCCGACCGCCACCACGCCCUGACGCACGAGCCGCGGCGCCGCAAGCGUGGCGGCAAGUGCGCGGCGUGCGGCACCCGCUUCGCCGUCCUCGCCGAGCUCUACGCCCACGAGCGCUCCAUCCACGACCGCUACCGCACCUACGCCUGCGAUCUGUGCGAGCUCGCCUUCUCCCGGUCCGCGUCGCUGCUCAAGCACCUGCAGCGCGCGCACGCCACCACCACCGCCUCCAGGCUGCACCUCGCGCACCACGCCGCGCCGCUCACGCCGCCGCCGUCGCCGCCGCCCUCCACCAGUGCAGCGCCCGAGCGCCCCGACGACCUCGAACUGACGGCCUUGGCCUCUGCAGAGCAGCCAGCCCUGGAAACCCCGAGCACCCCGCCAGCGCCCCCGGGACCCGCCGAACCUGCCAGUCUGGCGCCUACACUGCAACACCACGGCGUGGGAAACCUGCCGCCAAAGAAGCGAGGACGACCGCGGAAGUCAGAGCAGAGAGACAAGUCAGCCCCUGCACUGCAAAACUGUGAGACAGACAAUCCACCACCAAAGAAGCGCGGACGACCAAGGAAGUCCGAGCAAAGGGACAAGUCAGUGCAGAGGGACCAGUCAGAGAAAAGGGACAAGUCAGAGCAGAGGGACAAGUCAGCCCCUGCUCUGCAAAACUGUGAGACAGACAAUCCACCACCAAAGAAGCGCGGACGGCCACGGAAGUCCGAGAAAAGGGACAAGUCAGUGCAAAGGGACAAGUCAGCGCAGAGGGACAAGUCAGAGCAACGGGACAUGUCAGCCUCUGCACUGCAAAACUGUGAGACGGAAAAUCCACCACCAAAGAAGCGCGGACGGCCACGGAAGUCCGAGCAGAGGGACAAGCCUUGCAGUGAGAAGCAGCGGGAGGGGCCAGGGCAGGACCCUCUAGAGGCGCUGCGCCUGCCGGGGUCGGUGCCUCCGGAAUCCGCCGGACCUUCGAGUCCGGCCGCGUCGCCGCACGGGACGGUGCACUCGGCGCCGAAGAAGCGCGGCCGGACUCGGAGGCCCGAGCAGAGCGACAGGCGGUGCAAUCCGCGACUCAGCGUCAAACUGUUCGGCAAGCCCGCGGAGACGCGCCUGGAGAAGUGGAGGCGCUACCAACUGGUGAGGAGACAGAGUCUGGAAAUGCGCCGCCUGGCCGCGCCGAUGUGCCUGCCACUGCCUGCGAGCCUCGCGCCGCCCGUCCGACCCUCGGCCCGCGCCGACGACGCCCUGGGAAGCCCGACUCCGAAGAAGCGAGGACGUCCACGGAAGUCCGAGCAAAGUGGAAUGCCGAGUGGUGCAAAAGGCCCCAAGCACACUGCCAAACUGAGUGCAAAACCAAGUGGCAAGCCGAGGAAGCAACUCGGUGAAUCAAACGGCAGGCCGAGCAUGAAGAAAAGUCCGAAGCUCGACCGCAAGUUGAAUGCGAAUCCCUGUGUGAAACUCAGUCGGCUCAACAAGAGACGCAUGGAGACGUUAAUCGGUACUGAAUUUCCAGAAAAGAGUCCUUCAGCGCCGUCAGGCCCUCCACAGCCUGAGCCCGAAGUCCCCGACCGUCCACAAGAACCAGCAGGGCCCUCAAGCCUGGCCCCGGAGCUGCACGACCCAGCGGCUGCAAUGGAACACUCGCCACCAAAGAAAAGAGGACGACCACCAAAGUCUGAGAAAAAUCACAUGCAGCCAAGUAGCAAGCAAGACUUGAAGAGGAGCCUGAAAAUCAGCAGCAAACUCAACGCAAAGCUGUGUGUCAAACUGAUCAGCAAGCCGACGAGGAAGAAGCUGGAGAAAUUAAGGGGCGUGAAAAAUCUGAAGACAAGGCUAAGCGGGGAUAAAGAGUCCAGUGUGAAACUGAUCGGCAAGCAAACUAAGAAACAUCCAGGCAUGCCAAAUCUGGAAGGGAGCGAGGAAACCCUAAGCACUCCUGCAGUGCCCAGCCCUCCUGGAUUGGUCCUUGCUGGUUCGGAGUUUCCCGAAGUCGCCAGACUACAAAAUGUGGCUCUCGCAACGCAGCCCGAAGGGUCGGAAAACUCGCCGCCGAAGAAGAAGCGAGGCCGGCCACGCAAGUCGGAGCGGCGCGAGGUAUCGAGCGUGCAGGCAGAACUUGGCGGCAAGCCGACCAGGGGGCAGCUCGAUGACAGCGCGAGUGGCAAGCAAACUCCGGGGAAAAGGCCCAAGCUGAGCGGAGAGCAGCGAGCCGCGACGCGUGUGAAGCUAAGCGGCAUGGCGUGUCCGAAGCAACUCGGCAGACUAAGCGGCCCGAUGGCUGGAAAGCCGAGCGAGAAAGCCCAAGGCAAGCGGAGAGGCCAAGCGUUCCAGCCGCUUGGCAGCGUGCAGGGCCUGGCGAGCGGCGCGCGAAGCGGCUCCAAGAACGGCCUCAAAGUCGGCGUGCGGAGCGGACCCAAGAGUCGAGUCAAAUGGGGGUGCGCAGAGUGCGGCGCGCAGUUCGCGCUGGAGUGGUCCCUCAAGGGACACUUACUUCGCACCCACUUACAGCACGCUCAGUUAAGCGUGCGUUAGCGUGUAGUUUGUGUUGUUAUUGUUGUAAGUGUGUGUGUGAGUGUCGUGUGUAUGUGGUGAUACUGUGUUCAGAGAGACACUUUUGCUGUGAAAUCAUUAUGAAAACCCAUAGGCUGUGAUGUUAUGUCCACGAUCGUGUUUUGCAAUUCAUGUAUUCUGUUUCUUUUGUACUUUGACAGUUUGUACACAUUAAAUGCACGUGGUGCGGACUCAUCUUAA